GUGCCGAUAAAAACAGCAGCUUACAGAAUGAUUUCACGAUACAGCCGGAGGCCAGUAUCGCACAAUUUAGAGAUCCGCGGUAUAUCUCGAAGUAGCUUGGACCCUCAUCCCUUACCAGAGGAGGCAGAUGAUGAUGACUACCUCCCUCAGCAUCUUCUCCAUGACCUGCAGGAGGCUGUGUCCACCUACAACAGCUCGAAUGCAUCAGAUUCUAUGACAGAUAACACAGGCGACACAGCGCGGUCUUGGUCUGGCAUCCCCAGUUACACAAGCACGGAAAUCUCCACUGAGCGCAGCUCUGUUUUCUCCUGGGGCUACGAUGAGUUUGACAAGGCAGCCUCUCGGCAGGUGCAGCAGAUGUUUGAUGAGAUUGAUGAAGAGUUGUAUGAGGGAAGGGGCGGGACUCAGCUCAGGGGACUACAAGACGAGUGUCACCAAUGGGCUUCACGAUUCCCCCACCUCCGGAUCCUUGGGAAGCAGUUGGUGGGCCCGUCAGAUGAAGGGUUCCAAUGGUAUGCCACCUCUGCCAAGGGCACCUCGUCAGCUAAUCCAGUGGGUAUAGAGGGCAAGGACAAAACAGGCACUGAGUUGUGUGUUCAUGGUCGCAGAGCCAUCUUGACCAAGAGCUCUGCUGAACCAGACCAGCCCUCAAAGACACCCAGUGGUCUCCAUGAUGAUGAUCAUCCCAGAGUGAUAGAGGCAGAGGGACUAGUGGAGGAAUACCUGGCCUAUGACUGCACGGACCUUGAUGAGGAGUGGGAGCGAGAGUGUGUAAACUCCUGCAGAAGGAGGACCUGCUUGCCUCCUGUUUCCCCAUAUCGCUGUCGCCGGGAGGCGGUGCUUGACCUAUUGUUUGACGACGUAUGGCGUGAGUUAAUUGGCUGGAUGGAGGAGUUGGUGCGACGGCAUUGGGAGGGCUGCGUGUCAGAUGAUGAGAAGAACGUUGUUGCCCUCAGCCCUGCUCGUCCAGAUUCCCAGAAUCCUUUUCUCCUACUGUCCAGCCUCCCCACAGUGCUUCCCCGUCUUGGCCAACCCAGGAUGCAGCAGCUCCCACAGCCUCAGAACACAAAGUCAAGGGGCUCAAAGCACAAGUCAAGACGGAAAUCCAAAAGACAGAGAAAGCCAUCUACUUCCAGCCGUGUGCCUGUAGGGGCUACAGCGGCACAUCACAACCUGAAUGACCUCAUUAUGAUCCAUGGUAUUCCACUGCAGCAAAGGAACCUGGGAGUCCUGGACAGAGCAGCUCAUGAGUGUGAUGAACGGGUAUCUCAUCGACCAGACUCCAGUAUUGUCCCUUCAGGUAAGCCACGCCCACGCCGUGCCAUCGAACUUAGCACCUCCUCCUUGACUCGUCCUCCUCAGUCUGCACGCCGACGGAACCCCCCACCCCGCACACUGCUGCCUCUGGUUCCCGGCUUGAGUCAGGCCAGCACUGCAGGAUCAAUGGAUGAAGUCAUAAGAGGAACUAGACUUGCCACGCCCAGUGAUCGUCUCGCCUCUCCUUCCAUGCCUCUGAGUAGAAAUACACUCCUCCCUCCCAUUGGCACCAGUGACACAGAGCCCGUAAACACGGGACAACACACACGAUCCACACAGCGUCUGCGGGGAUCCUCCAGUCGGGCACACAGUGCCGUCACAGACGAGGCUGGUGGAAUGUUGUCCAGAGACAGACUGCAUCUACUGGACAUGUUCUCCAGACCAAACACUACACACACAUUCAGGUCAGACACCCCGUAUCGCCGCUCCUUCACUGUCCUGGACAAUAAUGUGGGACAAGGACGCCAAGGCAGGGCAUCAGUAGGCACAGAGUCACUAGGCAUUGGUGUAACAGGCAUCAGCCUGGGGAUUAGCAGCUCUUCCUUCCUAGAUUCAUUUACCCAUCAUCCCCUUGGCAACUCCCCCAUUGAGGAUGAGGAGGAACCAGACACAAAAGCCCCUCCCCCAGCAUUAGUAGUCCCUGCGUCAGUUCAAGCACGCUCCCACAACCGUGGAGGCACAGCACGAAGCAGCAGACUAGGACUCUAA
Molecule: messenger RNA, 2025 nt
Organism: Chanos chanos (milkfish)
Lineage: Eukaryota; Metazoa; Chordata; Actinopteri; Gonorynchiformes; Chanidae
Gene: fam149b1
Product: family with sequence similarity 149 member B1
Exons: 16
Coding region: 28-2025 (665 amino acids)
Biological process (GO): cilium assembly; protein localization to cilium
Source: RefSeq, a predicted model, not a curated record